AUGAAGAAGACCAGUGGUGAACCAAAAGCGGAAGAGUUACCGCCGAAUUUUUGCUUCAGCACGGAUGAUCCGUUCUACUUCGGUCCUGCCACCUGUCAUUUGAUGCACUAUAAUAUGGCCGCCUACAUGGCCGGUGUAGUCGAGAUGACAAUGCUCUGUGGUGGAUCGUUUUCAUUUUGGCGUACGUUUUCCAGUGUUACGUUUUAUGGCCUAAAAACCGAACAAGCGCAACUGAUCUCACCAAAAAUGACAUUUAUUCAGAUUGAGAUCACUAUUUUGAUGAUUUUUGCUGCUUUUGCGAUCGUAUCAAUGGCCUUUGGGAUCAAUCUUACUCAUCGACUAUUUAGUGUCUUUGUUCGGAUUCCUGAGAUGGAACGUGACUUCGGACCGAUCUGGCCAUUCAACAUUGCGGUUAUAGCUUUUUUUGCAGCUGCAAUUUGCACUUGGAUGCGAGUGCUUGUGGGUGGUGCAAUCGACUUCAUUCUCGAUAAGCAGUUCUUCACCAACGCUCCAUCUAUUGAAAUGGAGAAGACUUUACCACGAAUCGAAUGA
This is a messenger RNA of Angiostrongylus costaricensis, 552 nucleotides long. The record is from the annotation of a GenBank genome assembly. NCBI's taxonomy places the organism in Eukaryota, Metazoa, Nematoda, Chromadorea, Rhabditida, Metastrongylidae.